Molecule: messenger RNA, 3096 nt
Organism: Rattus rattus (black rat)
Lineage: Eukaryota; Metazoa; Chordata; Mammalia; Rodentia; Muridae
Gene: Snx32
Product: sorting nexin 32
Exons: 12
Coding region: 553-1683 (376 amino acids)
Cellular component (GO): endosome
Molecular function (GO): phosphatidylinositol binding
Source: RefSeq, a predicted model, not a curated record
AGUCAGAAGGAGCAGCUGUGGGCAAUAGGAACCACCCAGGGAGGCGGCAGCUAGUGUCAAUGUCAGCGGAUAGCAUCCCUACAAGAUUCCCUCAUCCAACCUCUUGGAACGCGCGGGCCGUGACCUGUCGUAGGAUUCUUGUAUGUCCCAGCUAAGGAGAAUCAUGGAGGAGAAUCAUCAGGAAGCUGGGAAAGAGAGUAAGCCUUCCUCCAUGUCAGUGGAUCUGCAGGGGGACAGUCCCUUACAGGUGGAGAUUUCUGAUGCAGUGAGUGAGCGGGACAAGGUGAAGUUCACUGUGCAAACCAAGAUGGGGUCUCAUGCAGGUCUCUGGGCUUCCAGAGUGGUCUCCCUCACUUUGCCCAGCCUGAGUUCUCAGUGGUUCGGCAGCACGAAGAGUUCAUCUGGCUACACGACACCUAUGUGGAGAAUGAAGAGUACGCCGGCCUCAUCAUUCCCCCAGCCCCUCCCAGGCCAGACUUUGAGGCUUCACGGGAAAAGUUGCAGAAGUUGGGUGAGGGUAACAGCUCCAUCACCCGGGAAGAAUUCGCCAAGAUGAAGCAGGAGCUAGAAGCGGAGUACUUGGCCAUCUUUAAGAAGACUGUUGCGAUGCAUGAAGUCUUCCUGCAGCGCCUGGCAGCCCAUCCCACCCUUCGUCAGGACCACAACCUCUCUGUCUUCUUGGAAUACAGUCAGGAUCUGAGCGUUCGAGAGAAGAACAGGAAGGAGGUCUUGGGAGGGUUCCUGAAGAGCAUCGUGAGGUCUGCAGAUGAAGUCCUCAUCACCGGCAUAUCAGGGCUCAAGGAGGUAGAUGACUUCUUUGAGCAUGAGAGGACCUUCCUGGUAGAAUACCACACCCGAAUCCGGGACACCUGCCAGAGGGCCGACCGUGUUAUGCACUCCCACAAGUGCCUGGCAGACAACUACAUCCCUCUCUCUGCUGCACUGAGCAGUCUCGGAACCCAGGCGGUCAACCAACUGAAGAGGAGCUUCCUGAAGCUGGCAGAGCUCUUCGAACGACUGAGAAAGCUGGAAGGCAGGGUAGCCUCUGACGAGGACCUGAAGCUGUCUGACAUGCUGAGGUACUACAUGCGAGACUCACAGGCAGCCAAGGACCUGUUGUACCGGAGGCUUCGGGCACUGGCUGACUAUGAGAAUGCUAACAAGGCACUGGACAAAGCUCGGACUAGGAACCGGGAGGUGCAGCCGGCAGAGAGCCACCAACAGCUGUGCUGCCAGCGCUUCGAGCGCCUCUCUGACUCCGCCAAACGGGGUGAGACCCGAAGGCUGGCAUCACCCCACAGUAAACAGCCACCCUUGCCCUUACUCCUUUCCGUUUCUCUGCAGAGCUCAUGGACUUCCAGUCUCGCCGGGUCUCCUCUUUCCGGAAGAAUCUCAUUGAGUUGGCAGAGCUGGAGCUCAAGCAUGCCCGGGCCAGCACCCUGCUUCUCCAGAACACCCUUGUUGCCCUUAAAGGAGAGCCUUAGUGAAAUCAGCUGCUGCUCUCCAAUGGCAGCUGUCCUCAGUCUCCUACCCACUCCCUGCAAAAGAGCCCCCUUCCCUCCCAUGGUGGCCACUAUCCACACCCUUACUCUUCCUUGGGCAAAUCCAGGCCCAAAGGCAGUUAGUUGGCUUUGCCUGACAGGGCAGCACGGGGGACACAUGGGACACUCGGGAGGGACCUAGCCCUCCUGACAGGCAGACUGAGUCAAAGCUUCACACCUCCAUCCAGCCACUGGGUUUUGAAGAGUUCACUGGCAUCCCCACCUGCUCCUUACAAAUAAACAGCCCUGUUUUACUGCCAGGAGUCCACUUGCCUUUCCUUCCCACAAGACCUGGAAACCACACGACCUCUCCUCUAUUAAAUGGCAGGUUCAUGCUUCUGGGAUUUGCAUCACCCUCAGUCCUUGCAAGGAGUUUCCCAAUCUGUUGUUAUAGCUCAGAGGUAGUAUGGUUGACGACCAUGCAGAAGGCCCUGGGGCUCAGCGCCCAGUACCACAGAAAAACUAGUGUCCUUCCUAUGUCUGUCUUCUUAUACCAAACAGCAUAAAAUGGGCCAGCCUUAAUGGCUCUGUGGUCUUCGUUAAGAAUUCAAAGCAACAUGUAACAUAAAACCUCAAUAAAGAAAAAGGCAGUGGUAACGAACACCUUUAAUCCCGGCACUCAGGAGGCAGAGACAGGCUGAUCCGAGUUCAAGCCCAGCCUGACCUACAGAGAAACCCUGUUUAAAAAACAAAAAAGAAUUCCCUCCACCCUUGCUAUCAAAAGAGAACAGUCCCUUCCUGCAACCCUCCCAAAAUUGGGGCCAGGAAAGGAAUUGGGCUCUUCUGCCCUAGAGUACCAGCUUUUCCAGCCCUUAGGCCAGAAUCCACAGAAUCCAAGCUAAGGGCUCUAGCUGGGAAACAGUAGGUGGGGCAAGACACCUGGGUCUGAAGUCCCAGACUCCACCUGCUGACCCACCCUAAAUGGACUCCAGCCCCAAGUACAGGAGGCCAAAGGCUCAAUUUAGCACCUCAUAGCACCACUGAACCUGGCAGCAGGGUAAGCCAACACCUGAGGGAGAGAUCUAAGGGAACCUUAAAACUCAAUAGAUCACCUGAGUGAACUGUAUUUAGCCCACAGGUAGAAAAGGGGUCAGGGCACCUCACUGUCCACUAUAAAGGUCCAUUAGCAAGAAGUUUCAGGUGUGAUACACUGUGGGCCCAACUGCCCUAUUACCUUGGCGCUAACUGUAGCACGCCACCUCAAAAAGGAGAUGCAUUUGCCAGGGGCUGAGCUAGGGGUGCAGCACGGGAAAACAAACCGAUACAUCUCUCAUCACAGGGUCUCCAAGAUCCCAAACCCAAAAGCCACAUUGUUAAUUAGCCUUUUUAUUGUGUUUUUUUUUUUUUUUUUAAAUUGAAGGUCCCUUACUGGUCCUGCUUCCAUGAGUGGCCAAGAUCAAGGGAAAGGGGAGGGCAACCAGCUGGUGUGUGUGUGGGGUCAUUUCCACAGUUCAUUUACACACAGAACUAAACAGACAAGCACAGAGUCACUGUCGUGGUUAGAAGUUGGCAGCAUGGGAUGGGACGGAUGAGGAGUAGGGGUGUCGUUAAAAAA